GAAGCAUCUGAUGACCCAAACAAUAUUUCAAAUUUAUAAGUAGCAUUAAAAACAAAUUAUUAUAAGUAGCGUUGUUUCUGUCUAUCGCUUUCUGUCAUGUGGUGGUCUGACGGACUUACACAGUGACACUCCAUUGGAAGCUACUUCUUUACUAAGCUAUUCUUUGUUCACUGUUUGGUCACUCCUCAGACAGACACUCUUUGAAAGCUCCCUCCUUUCAUAACUUUUUCCCGCUUUAUAAAGGAAGGAUAAUAUUGGUUAACUGCUCACUGUAAAUUUUUCGAUUCUUCAAAUUUUGAUUGGAAGCAAUCUGUUUAUAAAAGUUCUUCAAUCUCGCAGUGGGUUCAUCCGAUUUCUAAUUUUUUUGGUUGGGGGAGAAAGAGAGAGUGAGUGAGAGAGUGGAGAGUUUGCUUUUAAAUUGAUCGAUUUUAUUUCAGCUGCCAUGGAACCUGCUGACAUGGACAUAGAUGCAACCCAACAAGUUGCGGCUGAUCGUCUCCCUUUUGCUAGAAGCUAUCAACUGGAGGCACUGGAGAAAGCCAUACAACAGAACACAGUACUGUUCUUGGAGACUGGUUCUGGCAAGACUCUGGUUGCGAUAAUGCUUCUGCGUACUUUUGCCUAUCUUAUUCGCAAGCCUUCACCUUACGUUGCUGUUUUCUUGGUUCCCCAAGUUGUCCUGGUCAAACAACAAGCUGAAGCUGUGGAAACACAUACUGACUUGAAUGUGGGUAAGUACUGGGGGGAAAUGGAAGUUGACUACUGGGAUGCUGCUAUUUGGAAGCAACAAAUACACAAGUAUGAGGUGCUUGUGAUGACACCACAGAUUUUGCUUGAUGGCUUAAGGCAUAGUUUUUUAAAGCUAGACUUAAUAAAGGUUUUGAUAUUUGAUGAAUGUCAUCAUGCGAGGGGUAAACACCCAUAUGCUUGUAUUUUGACAGAGUUCUAUCACCGUCUGUUGAAUUCUGGAACAAAAAUGGGCGAUCUUCCUAGGAUAUUUGGGAUGACAGCUUCUCCAAUAAAGUCGAAGGGAGCAAACUCGGAAUUGGCCUAUUGGAACAAUAUUCGGGAGCUUGAGAAUUUGAUGUUUUCAAAGGUGUACACGUGUGCUAGUGAAUCCGUACUUGCGGAGUUUAUACCAUUUUCAACUCCAAAAUUUAAAUUUUACAAGCACGUCAACAUCCCUUAUCCUAUAUAUGCAAGUUUAGCUGACAUUUUGAAUAUUUUGAAGGCAAAGUCUGAAUGUCGCUUGAAGCAAUCAGAUCUUAUUGAUUCUGUGGUGGAAUCUACAAAGAAGAGAAUAUCAAAAACACAUUCUACUUUGAUGUAUUGUUUGGAUGAACUUGGUGUUUGGUUUGCUUUUAAGGCUGCACAUAUCUUAUCAUGCCAUGACAAUGGCCUUCUUUCAUGGAGUAAAUUAGACAUCUCUGAUGAAAGUAUUGCUAAAGAGUUCAGUUUGAUUGCUUCACAAGAAUUCGAUAAAUGUAUUAAAACUGCUACUGAACAUCUGGGCCCAACAUGGUCUAUUGGUGAUAAUCUUAAAGCUGAUAUCGAUGCAGGGCUUUUGACUACAAAAAUUUUUUGCCUCAGCGAGUCACUUCUUGAAUAUAGAGAUUUAAAGGACAUAAGAUGUAUAGUUUUUGUGGAAAGGGUCAUGACAGCAAUUGUUCUUCAGUCGUUUCUGAGUGAGUUGCUUCCAAGACAUAAUGGCUGGAAGACUAAAUAUAUAGCAGGAAAUAACUCAUGUUUGCAAACACAGACAAGGAAAACACAGAAUGAAAUUGUGGAAGAAUUUCGUGAAGGCAAGGUGAAUAUAAUUGUUGCAACUUCAAUUCUUGAGGAAGGUUUAGAUGUCCAAAGUUGCAACUUGGUGGUUAGAUUCGACCCUUCAGCUACAGUGAGCAGUUUCAUACAGUCCCGGGGUCGUGCUCGGAUGCAGAAUUCUGACUACUUGUUAAUGGUGAAGAAGGGGGAUCUUUCUACAAGUUCUCGACUGCGGAACUAUCUUGCUAGUGGAGAGAUAAUGCGAAAGGAGUCUAUACGUCAUGCUACUGUUCCUUGUUCACCUCUUAGGAGUGAAAUGUGUGAGGAUGAGUAUUAUUGUGUCGAAAGCACUAAGGCAAUCGCAACUCUUAGUUCUAGCAUUACUUUGAUAUACAUAUAUUGCUCACGUCUCCCUUCUGACGGGUAUUUUAAACCUUCCCCUAGGUGUCUUAUAGACAAGGAGAAGGAGACUUGCACCUUGAUUCUUCCAAAGAGUUGCCCCAUACAAACUAUUCAUGUACAGGGAAAUAUUAAAACUUUAAAGCAGAAGGCAUGCCUUGAAGCCUGCAGGCAACUGCACCAGAUUGGUGCUUUAACCGAUAAUCUAGUUCCUGAUAUUGUUAUAGAAGAGGCUGUUGCUCAAGAAGUUGGGAAUAUACCAUAUGAUGAUGAACAACCUGUGUACUUCCCACCUGAGCUUGUCAGUCAAGGUUCACAGGGGUUAAAAACAAAGUACUAUUGCUACUUGAUUGAAUUAAACCAGAAUUUUGAUCAUGAUAUUCCUGUACAUAAUAUUGUCCUUGUCAUGAGGAGUGAGCUGGACCCAGAUAUCUCAAGUCUCAAUUUUGACUUAGAAGUUGAUAGAGGGCUACUGACGGUGAAAUUAAAGUAUAUAGGGGAGAUUCAUCUUACUCCAGUGAUGGUCCUUACAUGCAGGCACUUUUUAACUAAUCUUUUCAAAGUUCUUAUGGAUCAUAGUCAAAAUAAAUUGGAAGAGGUCUUAAAUGGACUGGAGCAAAGGAAUGCUUCCGAGAUUGAUUAUUUCCUGCUACCAGCCAUGAUAUCGUGCCAAAAACCUUCUAUUGACUGGAAGUCUGUCACAUCAGUAUUUUUCCCAAAUAAAAAUGCUUUGAAGGACCAUGUAAGCUGUCCUCUGAAGAAUAGUGUACGUAUUAUACAAACCAAAAAUGGCCCGGUAUGCAAAUGCAUGCUUCAGAAUUCUUUAGUAUGCACACCGCAUACCGGAAAAGUUUAUUGCAUCAAAGGUAUAUUCGAUGACUUGGAUGGACAUUCAAUUUUGAAGCUAAGGAAUGGAGAUUAUAAGACUUACAAGGAGUACUACAGAGAUCAGUAUGGUAUCCAACUGUGUUUUGAUCAAGAACUUCUUCUUAGUGGGCGACAUAUUUUUCCUUUGCACAAUUAUCUUCAAAGAUGCAGACAACAGAAGGGGAAAGAAACACAAAAUGGAUAUGUGGAGUUGCCCCCUGAACUUUGUUGCAUUAUUAUGUCGCCUAUAUCAAUCAGUACUAUUUAUUCAUUUACGUUUAUUCCAUCGAUCCUGCAUCGGCUUGAGUCUUUGCUUAUUGCUAUUAACUUGAAGAAGAUCCACUUGGAUCAGUGUUUGCAAAAUUUUACUAUUCCAACCAUGAAGGUUUUGGAAGCAAUUACCACUAAAAAGUGCCAAGAGAUAUUUCAUUUGGAAUCACUCGAGACUCUCGGGGAUUCUUUUCUGAAAUAUGCUGCUAGCCAGCAAUUAUUUAAAAAUUACCAAAAUGAUCACGAGGGUCUUCUCAGUAUUAAGAAGGACAAGAUUAUUAGUAAUGCUACACUAUGCAAACUAGGAUGUGGCCGCAAACUUCCGGGAUUUAUCCGCAAUGAACCUUUUGAUCCUAAAAAUUGGAUGAUUCCUGGUGACAAUUCUGGAAACUACUCAUUAAAUGAGGAGUUUCUAUCUAAUACAAGAAAAAUAUAUGUGACUGGAAGAAGAAAGUUAAAAGAAAAGGUUGUUGCUGAUGUUGUCGAGGCACUAAUUGGUGCUUAUCUUAGCACAGGCGGUGAAAUAGCAGGCUUAUUAUUUCUAGAUUGGAUUGGUAUUAAGGCAGAAUUUGACAAUAUACCAUAUGUACGGCACUUCGAAGUUAAGGCAGAGAGGCUUGUUAAUGUCAGUUAUUUGGAGUCAUUAUUGAACUACCAAUUUAGGGACCCUUCUCUGUUAGUGGAAGCAUUGACUCAUGGUUCUUACAUGCUCCCCGAAGUUCCAAGAUGCUAUCAGCGGCUGGAAUUUCUUGGAGACUCGGUGUUAGACUAUCUAAUUACAGUAUAUUUGUAUAAGCAGUAUCCUGGGAUGUCACCAGGUCUGUUAACUGAUAUGAGAUCUGCUUCUGUGAACAACGACUGCUAUGCACAAUCUGCUGUUAGGGGAGGACUACAUAAAUACAUCUGCCAUGCAUCUCAAAAACUUCACAAGGAUAUUGCAAUUGCAGUUGAAAAUUUUAACAAUGUUUCUUCAGCACCAACUUUUGGAUGGGAAUCUGAGACAUCUUUCCCCAAGGUACUUGGAGAUGUAAUAGAGUCUCUAGCUGGGGCUAUUUAUGUUGAUUCAGGAUACAACAAAGAAGCAGUCUUUCGGAGCAUAAGGCCACUUUUGGAGCCUUUGAUUACUCCAGAGACAAUUAGAUUGCAUCCUGUGCGAGAGCUAAAUGAAUUAUGUCAGAAAAAUAAUUUUGAAAAGAGCAAAUCUGUCGUUCAGCGCAAGAACGGGAUGUAUUCUGUCACUGAAGAGGUCGUUGCUCAUGGUGAAAUAUUUAAGCAUACAUCUGAGGCUGCUGAUAAGAAAACAGCUAAAAGAGUAGCUUCCAAAGAGGUCUUGAGAGCCUUGAAGGAUACCAUCUACAGGAUAAGUGCAGAAAGAGCAAAGUAGACCUUUGGGCAAUUAAAAGCUGCUUUAUAAGGGAGAGUUCUACCAAAAAUGUAAUAGAUGACUAGUAUUUGUACCAUCAAAAUGUAUCAGGAAAAGUGCACUUAUAAUGUUACUUUAACUUAAUAGAGUGCUUUUUCUGAGCAUAAUCCCCUGCA
Messenger RNA from Jatropha curcas, 4839 nucleotides. RefSeq names its product dicer-like 2 (gene DCL2). Gene Ontology annotation, biological process: siRNA processing. Gene Ontology annotation, cellular component: nucleus; cytoplasm. The record is from RefSeq and is a predicted model, not a curated record. Gene Ontology annotation, molecular function: ATP binding; protein binding; RNA binding. NCBI's taxonomy places the organism in Eukaryota, Viridiplantae, Streptophyta, Magnoliopsida, Malpighiales, Euphorbiaceae.